UUGACACAAGCCAUUGUUAUUAAUCCCAAGAUUAACGUUCCUAACUCUGGUACAAAAUGGAGAGCAGGAGGCAGCUAUGUUGUCAAGUGGGACACAACUUACUUUGACGGUGAAAAGCAAGUUCCUAUUCCUUCUACUCAAAAAGGCACCAUCAAGUUGGGCUAUCUUGAAAAUAAUGAUCCUUACAAUGAACAUCUCAUGUGGGACUUGGCAAGUGGCUUUAAUCUUGAUGCUGGUGCUUAUACUGUCACCUUACCUAGCGAUCUUCCAACGAGACGAACUUACAUUAUUGUCCUCAUGGGCGAUUCUGGAAAUGCAUCCAAGCAAUUCACCAUUCAAGCUUCUCGAUCUUAA
This is a messenger RNA of Rhizopus microsporus ATCC 52813, 354 nucleotides long. RefSeq lists its product as uncharacterized. The record is from RefSeq and is a predicted model, not a curated record. Lineage: Eukaryota; Fungi; Mucoromycota; Mucoromycetes; Mucorales; Rhizopodaceae. The annotation marks the transcript as partial. The transcript has a single exon.